UCCUACUUGUCGCGCUUGAUCAACGCGUUCGCGAUUUCUAUUGUAAGAUAUAAUUUUACUGAACGUAUCACGGGCUGUGUUUUGUUUACAAAUAGUGUUGUUAAAACGUUAUAAAUAACAUAGUCAUAAUUAAAAUCGUUCAAUUCCUUUUGAUACAUAAGUGUAUAGUGAUGUAGCUCGCAUUUUAUCAAAAUUUCAAAUCGUUUACAAGCUUGCUGUGGUAUUCAUUAGCAGUGUAUAAUAUUUCGUCGGAAGUUUGUAUGUUUUUAUAUAAUAAACAUCGUGAAGUCGAUCGAUCGAAGGAUAUUGCGAUGCGACCCACGUGCACAUAACUAGUAUCUCAUGCACAUUUGUUAUUAUUUUGUUAGCGAGUUAUAAUUCGAUUCGAGCUCAAGGAUCGGAUCGAAGAAGGGAAACCGCGUCUGCCGUCUUGCUCUCGCAUAUCGCAUUUCGCGGUGCAUUCAUUCAUUUUGAUAAACUAAAAUAGAAUUCGGUUUCUAAUUCGGAUUGAUCGUUUCUGUGCGCGAAAACCGGACGGCGCGUGUGACGGAGCGGGUCGAGCGCAUCGAGUGCACACGUGACGACGGGCGAGUGUUUGGGUGUCAGUCUGGUAGGGUCGGCGGGCGCCGGGCGGCGGGCGCGCGCUAGAGUCUGCCUGCAGUGCGGCCUGCGGGUGAGGUGAAUCACCGCGAGUGUGGUCGUGUGGUCGUGCCGUGGUCGCGAGUGGCCCCGCGGGAGUGAGCAUGUGCGCGGCCUGGCACCGAUGACAUCGCCCGGGCGACGGCCCUCCAGCCAGUGAUUGUGUUCCGAUAUGUCUUUUGGGUUAUGAGUGUGUGACAAAGUUGUGGUGCAUUGAGGACACUGGAGCCCCUAGACGGAGUUGGGCCCGCCGGGGCGGCCCUGGUGCUUCUCGGGGCUCCUCACGAAGGCAAAAUGGCAGCGUGGAACCGCCACCACCAUUUCAACAUGCUGAUGGAUGAGAAUGCCAAGAAUAAAUUGGGCGCGGUCGGCGGCGGCAUGCCCGAGGCGGCGGGCGGCGAGAGGCGGCACGUGCCCCUCUACGGCCGCCUCGUGGCGGAGGAGCAGCUGGCCUCCAUGAGCGCGCCCUCCGACAUUCAGGUGAGCGCCCCAGCGCGCGAUCCAACCGCUUUCCGCCGCUCCACUCCCACCAAGGCUAUGCAAGCUCGAAUACCACACCACUUUCGGGACCCCUCGACGGCGCCGUUAAGAAAAUUAAGUGUCGACCUAAUCAAAACCUACAAACACAUAAAUGAGGUAUACUACGCUAAGAAGAAGCGGAGAGCGCAGCCGUAUCUGGGCGACGACGGGUCGCACAAGAAGGAGCGCAAGCUCUACAACGACGGCUACGAUGACGACAACCACGACUACAUCAUCAAGCACGGCGAGAAGUUCCUCGACCGGUACGAGAUCUCCUCGCCCAUCGGCAAGGGCUCCUUCGGCCAGGUUGUGAAAGCGUACGACCACGAGGAGCAGUGUCAAGUAGCGAUAAAAAUAAUUAAGAAUAAGAAACCCUUCCUAAACCAGGCACAAAUAGAAGUCAAGUUACUGGAGAUGAUGAAUAGGGCAGAUGCGGAGAAUAAGUAUUAUAUAGUAAAAUUGAAGCGGCACUUCAUGUGGCGCAACCACCUGUGCCUCGUGUUCGAGCUGCUGUCGUACAACCUGUACGACCUGCUGCGCAACACCAACUUCCGUGGCGUGUCGCUCAACCUCACGCGCAAGUUCGCGCAGCAGCUGUGUACGGCGUUGCUGUUCCUCAGCCAGCCCGAACUAAAUAUAAUUCACUGUGAUCUUAAACCGGAGAACAUUCUCCUGUGCAAUCCCAAGCGGUCGGCCAUCAAGAUUGUGGACUUCGGCAGCUCAUGUCAACUGGGACAACGGAUAUACCAGUACAUCCAGUCCCGGUUUUACCGGUCGCCGGAGGUGCUGCUGGGUAUACCCUACGACCUGGCCAUCGACAUGUGGUCGCUGGGCUGCAUCCUGGUUGAAAUGCAUACGGGGGAACCUCUGUUCAGCGGCGCCAACGAGUUGGACCAGAUGAACAAGAUAGUGGAGGUGUUGGGCAUGCCGCCUGAUCAUCUGUUGGACCAGGCGCACAAAACGAGGAAGUUCUUCGACAAGUUACCUGCGUCUGAAGGCGGUGGUUACGUCCUCAAAAAAGUCGCUGGCAAAGACGGCGGCUACCGGAAGUACCGCGCGGCGGGUACGCGGCGACUCCACGACAUACUCGGCGUGGAGGGGGGCGGGCCGGCGGCGCGGCGCCGCGGCGAACCCGGACACUCCGUCUCAGACUACCUCAAGUUUAAGGACCUGAUCCUCCGCAUGCUGGAGUACGAUCCGAAGCAGCGCGUGACGCCGUACUACGCGCUGCAGCACAACUUCUUCAAGCGGACCGCAGACGAGGCGACCAACACGCAGCAGGCGCAGCACCAUCAUGUGGGUGGAGCGCGGCUGUGGGGAGGGGCCGAGCGCAUGGAGGUGGAGGGGCGAGCGGACGACAUGCUGCAGGUGUGCGCGCACAGCCCCGUCGCCAUACACUAGCGCCGCGCCCCGCCGCCCCCGCCCCCGCCCGCCAAGCGCGCGCGACGCCGCCGCAAGCGCCGCUAGCGUGCGUGCGUGCGACCGUGCGUGCGCGCGAGGACGCAGGACGUGCGAGUGUACAGACAGCGCCGCACGGCGCGGACGCAGUGCGUGCAGUGUGCGUGUACGGUGCUCAGACGCUGCGGUGUAUAGCGAAUAAACAGUGAUUUUGUACUCUGCGUAUAGUAUAAUUUCCGGAAGGGCGGUCUAGCUAAUUCCACGACGGACGCUCACGUGACGUCGGCGAGGACUGACACAUAUUUAUAAUUCUAUAUUUUUAUUUAAUGCGAUAAGUCUGACCGUAGAGAGGACGCGGACGUCGUGUAUUAUUUGUUGAAGCGCUUCAGUCGACCGUACUUAGUGUUCGCGUAACCACACACCCGGACAUCGAGGGCAUGAAAGCUAGGUUUUUUUAUUGUUACGCAAUGCAUAUCAAGAACGCAAUAUGGUAGAAAAUAAAUAUUGUACAUAAAGUUUUUAGGGGACCGACGUAUGACGGACGGCGACGAGACCGGUCACUAUAGUUUAGUUACGUCUAUGCUAGUUAAGCUUACGUUCGGUUGGUUAUCGCAAGCUUUAUACUUUGAAGUGUCGGCAACUGAUGACUGAAUAUAAAAGGGCCAAACGAUUUUUUUUUUCUUUAACCGAUACGAAACAAUAAUAUUAUAGACGUAAAAAUGAGCAAUUAUUUUUCGACUGGACGAUUUGAUUGGAUGAAUUCCACAGUAAAAGUUAAUAUGUAAAUGUUGCCCUCGCAUUUCGAAGUUGUUGUAUAUUGUAUAUGUUUUUUAUUUCGGCCGGGGGCGGGCUCGCCCUCGGCCGCUGUACAUCUGUGUACUGUUUAUAUAUAGGUUAUUUUUGACCCAUUGGAAUAUUCCGACGAUAUGUUAAACUGAAAGUAGCGUAUAGGUAAUUCUAUGAAACACAAAAUGUACUUGUAGGUUAUGGGAAUGUCGAUUCAUAUAUAAAUUUUUGGGUAUUUCAAAUAGGAGUUAAAUAAAAAAAAAUAAACUGACUCAUUCAACCUUUUUGGAUUUGAAUCUACAAUAGACUAACCUCAUCGCAACAGACUGGAAGUAACUUUGUAUUGGAGAUAUUUUGUAUAGCAUAACACUGAAUCACUGCCUUAUCGUGCCGGACUAGUGAGGGCCCGCCACUCGCCCGCAACGCCAGCGACAGCUAUAUAGCAGGUAUACGACAGAUGUGACAUGUACAGAGAUUGUAAACUGGGUGCGAGACUCCUCCGUCGAAACAGCAUAGCGCUGCUUUACCCACAGCGCCUAGUUGUUGGCAGCCACGUCGGUAAAGCAGUCCUUUGCUAUGUAAAUAGAAAUUCGGUGGCGGAGACUCGUGGCUGGUAACAAAGCUAGCAAGUGUUUUAUCCAAAAUUAAUUAUGUAAAAAGUUUUUUUAAACAUUUGACACUAUUUUGUUAAAGGUGCAUUCUCUCCCUUAAUUUGUACUCGACUGGUGUUAAUGUUCUUAUGUAUUCGAUAUCGCCCAGUUUGACUCGAAAUCAAUCCUCGUUUGAUUGAAUGCAUCCUUAACUAUGUAGCUUAGCACUCGGACUUGAGAACUGUUACCGAAGACUAUAUACUCACCGGUUUGUCUAGCAAAAACUAUGGAGCUAGAUGGGGUUUUUGUAGCAGUUUUCAAGUUUCCAGUGUAAUUGUUAGCCACUAGGGUUGAGCCACAUGCUGGAGUGACGAUUGCCCGGUCGGUUUGUGUGUUUGUGUUUAUACUGUGAUGUAGAUAUGAGACGUGACACUACGGUAGAGGGCGCGUGCGCGCCUGUGGCGGGCCGCGGAUCAGUAGCUUUGUACUGUAACGUCUAUGCCGCAUUCGACGCAACAGAAAAAAAAACAUCCGUCAAACCGCUUGACGUUUGACAGCUCGAGUGACACCUGUCAGAUUUGACGUCUAUGAUGACGCGUGAAGUUCGCUUCUGUCGCGUCGAGUGUUGCCCUAGCAAAUUAUAUUUUUGUUCAAUGUUGUUUAUCGCGCGAUUAUCGGGCGAGUUGAGUACGGAGCUACUGACGUUUGCAACUGAUAGCAGAUUUUUUUGUACUGCGGAACGUUGCUGUGAAUUUUUAUAUAUAGCCCCCGAACCCCCUCUCCUGAAAAAUAUUUUAAAUAACUACUUGCAUUUGUAUGGUACAACUAUUUAUUUUCUUACAUGAAGCAUGAAAGUAUUCGUUCCCACAUAGACUAAGCGCUGCGGCAGUUUUCGUUCAUUGUGGAUUUGAAUCUAUCGUCUCGACGCUAUAAACGAGUUUUAAUAACCUGUAUAUUUACCCGUAAUGAUACUUUUCUGCUUCAUGGCGUAAGAGGAGUUAGGAAUAAGAAAUAGGUAUGGGAUAUAUGAUUUUAAGGGAAGUGCCGGUGGGUUUCCGAAUUAAUCGAUUCCGUUUACCGAAUUCGACUAGAUAUUUUGUUUGACACGAACUGACACGUAUAUUGGAUCACGAUUCUGCGACUCCGAAUAUUGCCUUAGGAAACCUGCCCCGUCAUACAUAGCCACCGUGAUAACUACACAACACCAAACCUAUUACAUAGUAACCGAGGCCCGAGGACGUGCUUGUAUGUAAUAUAUAUUUAUUUGUACUGUGACUAGGUUCAGCGAGUGUGAGAGAGUUACAGUUUAUUUCCUAUCGGAUUGUCAGUUCGCAGGCACUGUAACAAUAAAAGGAUAGAGCUUUAUGUCACUAAGUUUUGUAUUUUAAAUCAAUAAACGAUAGCAAAGA
Molecule: messenger RNA, 5341 nt
Organism: Aricia agestis (brown argus)
Lineage: Eukaryota; Metazoa; Arthropoda; Insecta; Lepidoptera; Lycaenidae
Gene: mnb
Product: serine/threonine-protein kinase minibrain
Exons: 12
Coding region: 934-2559 (541 amino acids)
Biological process (GO): peptidyl-threonine phosphorylation; peptidyl-serine phosphorylation; protein autophosphorylation
Cellular component (GO): nucleus
Molecular function (GO): transcription coactivator activity; protein serine/threonine kinase activity; ATP binding
Source: RefSeq, a predicted model, not a curated record